ACUUUAAAGUACGCACCAACUUGUCCAGUUCAGUUGCGAUCAGAGCCCAUUGAUGAAGUGAUUCAAGUGAGUUUGCCAACGAGCUGUGCCGAGCGUCACAUUUUUUUUUAUUCAGAGCGUCCUGGAGAUUUAAUGUGUACUGUUUUUUCUCUUUGAAUGAUUAAACUGAGCGAAGCGAAAAUCCGAGAGCAGAUCUGUUAAAUGUGAACCGCCACAUCCAGGCACAGCAAAUUGGCCAAUUUCCGUCCCAGCAAAGUCGUUUGCAUCGCACUCCCCAGCUGUCAGCAGAAACAGCACCACCGCCGAAGAAGGGGACGCAUUUUGUGGGUGCUCCCAAUGGUGUACCAUGUCAACGAUAGACGAGCGUGUCGCCUAUUUAGAUAAUCCAUACUUCAAAGGUCACAUCUACGGUAAUUUCAAUCCGUUUUACGUAACCAUCGGGAUCUGCACCGUGCUACUGCUUUCCAUCUUCCUACUCAAUAUCAUCUGCGGUUGCUGCUCGAAGAAUAAGUACUACUGGCAGGACAGACACACAGGAAAUCGUUGGUUAGUCUCAAUUUGGUCCGCUACUCCUCACAAGCAACCACCGUUGGAUUUGACUGAACUUAAGGACGUGAGAUCUUUCCAGCCAAUUAAUCCCGACAUCGAACGCCCGGUUGAGUACACCGUGUCCCAUCACCGACCCCAUCAGCAUCCGCAGCAUUACGGCCGCAGCGGUUACCCGGAGGAAUACGUCGAGUUGCACAAACGCGAAAGUGACAUCUAGACGUGCCACUA
Messenger RNA from Topomyia yanbarensis, 777 nucleotides. RefSeq lists its product as uncharacterized. The coding region runs from base 347 to 766 and encodes 139 amino acids. The transcript has 4 exons. The record is from RefSeq and is a predicted model, not a curated record. Lineage: Eukaryota; Metazoa; Arthropoda; Insecta; Diptera; Culicidae.